Chironomus riparius is the source of this 1089-nucleotide messenger RNA. The record is from the annotation of a GenBank genome assembly. NCBI's taxonomy places the organism in Eukaryota, Metazoa, Arthropoda, Insecta, Diptera, Chironomidae.
UAGCGAAUUUUUUGUGUUUUAUUAAUUUUAUUAACUUAAUUUGUAAUCAACUGUAACUUAUUUAUGACCCGGAAGAUUAAAUACACUCGUCGCAAUGAAUUAUGGCAUGUAUUUAGUGGAUUUUAGCUUAAUUUGUAUUGUACUGGAUGUUUCUUUUUAUCUCACUGGAUCUUUUAUCAUUUCAUUUCAUCCUGUCUGUGUCAUUAAUUUAGGCUCGAUUUCUAAAACAUAUUCCAUAAUUCAAUUAUACUCAACAAAAGAGACUAUAAGUAAGGAUCUUUCAGGGUCAGACAUUGUGAUGAUCCAUGAAGGAACUCCACUAUUCUUUCGACGACGCAGACGAAGCGUACAGCAUGAAUCUAUAAUUAAUUGGAAAGUGUUGAGCUUGCUGUUUAUUCUCGCAAUAGGAUUAUCAAUUGGAAUUUAUUUGCUAGUAAUUGAGAAUCAGGAACAAGAUGCAAAUUUUCGAUACAGAUUAAUCGAAUUAAAUGCUUGGUACGGUGAAAAUAUAGACAGUAAAAUAUUUUCGAAUGAAACAAGACUUCAACUGCCUGUCACAAAUGUUAUUGUCUCUCAUACACGUGGGCAGCACUGUUAUUCAACAAAAAUGUGCUUUACGUUAAUUAAUAAAAUGAUUCAAGAUGACCUUGCUGACAUUCCAUUCAACUUUUUAAUUAGCGACUCUGGUGAUUCGUAUGAGAUACGAGGAUGGAACUACGCAAGUGGAUUUCCAGCUACUUUCAAUAAAAAUCAAAGUAUUGUCGUGGGAUUUAUAGGAGACUUUACGGCAAAAAUGCCAACAAACUUACAACUAGCUGAAUUAAGUGCAUUUAUGAUUGAGUCAAUAAGGAGGAAGAAGCUAGUUAAGAACUUUAAUUUGUAUGGAAUACAAAGUUAUGAUGAAGAGGACCUGAAACUUCAUGAUGGAUUGAAAAACAUGAAGGAAUGGAAGGGAAUUUUACAAGUUUUGUGAUAAAUUUGGAUAGCAAAAAUGUUUUCGUUAUUAAAAAUUUUACUUAUAAGAGAUUAUUAAUCCAGUGAAAUUAUCUCCGCUUUAAAAUGCCGCGGAAACUGUUAAAUUAAUUAAAA